CUUCGGACUGUUUGAUACCGUGUUCAAAAUUGGCAAUAAAUAUUCGUUUGAAAAAUACAGUGUUCAUUUCGCGAUGUAGUGGAUUUUUGGAUUUUACCAUGAUGGGUCUUCUUUCCUAUAACUCUGUUUUCCUAUUCUAUUUUCUUUCAAUCAAUCCAUCGUCAUAUUUUGCAUGGGUAACAUCACCAUCACCGACAGCAACAACAACAACCACAGCAGCAGUCAUACCGUGUGCAAACCCUGCAGCAGCGCCGGAUGCUACGUUCAGCCCUGUAUCCGGUCCUUAUGUGGAAGGCGACACAGUGACCUACACGUGUAGCACCGGAUAUGCAAAAACCGCCGGGGAUCUCGUGCACACGUGCACUUCCGGAGCAUGGACGGGAACGCUCCCUACUUGCAGUAUACUGACAUGCGUGCCUGCCAGCGUGCCCAACUCCAGCAAGUCACCUGACCAAGCCACCUACGACUAUGCUACAAGCGUGACAUAUUCGUGUACCACGGGGUAUGAACAUACAGGCGGUGAUCUCACGAGGACAUGUCAGGCUGAUACCACGUGGUCUGGAACCACGCCUGCUUGCUCACUAAUUACAUGCGUGCCUGCCAGCGUGCCCAACUCUAGCAAGUCCCCUGACCAAGCCACCUACGACUAUGCUACAAGCGUGACAUAUUCGUGUACCACGGGGUAUGAACAUACAGGCGGUGAUCUCACGAGGACAUGUCAGGCUGACACCACGUGGUCUGGAACCACGCCUGCUUGCUCACUAAUUACAUGCGUGCCUGCCAGCGUGCCCAACUCUAGCAAGUCCCCUGACCAAGCCACCUACGACUAUGCUACAAGCGUGACAUAUUCGUGUACCACGGGGUAUGAACAUACAGGCGGUGAUCUCACGAGAACAUGUCAGGCUGACACCACGUGGUCUGGAACCACGCCUACUUGCUCAAUUAUUACUUGCGUGCCUGCCAGCGUGCCCAACUCUAGCAAGUCACCUGACCAAGCCACCUACGACUAUGCUACAAGUGUGACAUAUUCGUGUACCACGGGGUAUGAACAUACAGGUGGUGAUCUCACGAGAACAUGUCAGGCUGACACCACGUGGUCUGGGACAACGCCUACUUGCUCAAUUAUUACAUGCGUACCUGCCAGCGUGCCCAACUCCAGCAAGUCACCUGACCAACCCACCUACGACUAUGCUACAAGCGUGACAUAUUCGUGUACCACGGGGUAUGAGCAUACAGGCGGUGAUCUCACGAGAACAUGUCAGGCUGACACCACGUGGUCUGGAACCACGCCUACUUGCUCAAUUAUUACAUGCGUGGCUGCCAGCGUGCCCAACUCUAGCAAGUCACCUGACCAAGCCACCUACGACUAUGCUACAAGCGUGACAUAUUCGUGUACCACGGGGUAUGAACAUACAGGCGGUGAUCUCACGAGAACAUGUCAGGCUGACACCACGUGGUCUGGAAACACGCCUACUUGCUCAAUUGUUACAUGCGUACCUGCCAGCGUGCCCAACUCUAGCAAGUCACCUGACCAAGCCACCUACGACUAUGCUACAAGUGUGACAUAUUCGUGUACCACGGGGUAUGAACAUACAGGCGGUGAUCUCACGAGAACAUGUCAGGCUGAUACCAUGUGGUCUGGAACCACGCCUACUUGCUCAAUUAUUACAUGCGUGCCUGCCAGCGUGCCCAACUCUAGCAAGUCCCCUGACCAAGCCACCUACGACUAUGCUACAAGUGUGACAUAUUCGUGUAACACGGGGUAUGAACAUACAGGCGGUGAUCUCACGAGAACAUGUCAGGCUGAUACCAUGUGGUCUGGAACCACGCCUACUUGCUCAAUUAUUACUUGCGUGCCUGCCAGCGUGCCCAACUCUAGCAAGUCCCCUGACCAAGCCACCUACGACUAUGCUACAAGUGUGACAUAUUCGUGUACCACGGGGUAUGAACAUACAGGCGGUGAUCUCACGAGAACAUGUCAGGCUGACACCACGUGGUCUGGGACCACGCCUACUUGCUCAAUUAUAACAUGCGGCGCGCCUGCCAAUGCAGCGUUUGCUACGUACACAGCGGUUCAAGCGUCUUACAUCUACUCGGAGUCGGUCACGUACGUUUGUGACACCGGAUAUUGGAUCACGGCUGGCGACGUCACGCGCACCUGCACUGUUGGUUCGGUGUUCACUGGAACUCCUCCCACAUGCACUUACAUAACUUGCGGUGCGCCCACGCCAAUAUCUUUCGGAGCGUUCACGCCUGUGCAAGCGACUUACAACUACGGCGAGGCUGUGACUUACACGUGUGAUACCGGAUAUGAGCCUUUUUCCGGAGACUUUUCGCGCGCAUGCUCAGACGGAUUCCUUUGGAGCGGAGAUGACCCUGUGUGUACAAUCAAAACUUGCGCGCCUGCGGCUGUGCCUAGCUCUAGCAAGUCCCCGGACCAAGUCAGCUACGACUAUGCUACGAGCGUAACGUAUAAUUGCCUUACCGGAUAUAUACAUUCGGCUGGUGACCUAACGAGGACGUGUCAGGCUGACACCACGUGGUCUGGAACCACGCCCACUUGCUCAAUGAUAACUUGUGUACCGUCCGCUGACGUUCCAAACUCGACAAAGGACACGGCUCAAGGCAGCUACAACUACGGUGACACAGUGACGUACACAUGUGACACGACGUACCAGAUGACGUCAGGAACAGCAACGCGCACCUGCAACAACCCUGACACGUGGUCUGGCACGCUUCCAACAUGCACAUUGAUUACAUGUUCAACUGCCCCCGCGCUGGGUAGUUUCGUUUCCAUGACUACCACGGCUGCUGCAAUGUAUUACCAUGGCGACCAGGUGGUACACGAGUGUAUUACCGGAUAUGAGGUUGUUUCCGGCACGGCAACGAGAACCUGCGUGCAGAUCGAAUCCUGGGACGGGACUGAGCUCACGUGCACUAUAAAACAGUGCGACAAGAUCGCAGUGUCCUUCGCAGCGGCGUCUCCGGACCAGGCCAAGUACGACUACGCAACGAGCGUCGCUUACACAUGCUUCAUUAACUACAACCACACGGCCGGAGACCUCACUCGCACGUGCGACGAUACACCAGCCUGGGACGGCAGUCUGCCCACGUGCACCAUUGCCGCCUGUCUCCCUCCGCCAACCACAACCAUGGGAACGUUCGCGCCAACGGAGACAAUUUAUCAGUUUGGCACGAACGCAACGUACACCUGCACCGUCGGGUAUUACAUCAGUGCUGGUGAUGACACGCUUGAUUGCCAAAAUGACGGCACGUGGUUGGGAACAGCUCCAACGUGCUCAUUGGUCAGGUGCAGUACAGAGGCUGUUGGGAACGCGACGUUUACGCCUAACGUGGCAUUGGUCGACUACAAUAAUGCGGUGACGUACACGUGUGACCUCGCCUACAACCACACUUUCGGUGACUUGACGCGCACCUGCCAGCCAGACUUCUCGUGGUCCGGUUCCACGCCUGUUUGUACGAGAUCAGCAUGUAUUCAGGAGGAUUCAACAUAUAUGACUUCGAUUCCCGACCAAGUUCUGCACAAUUUUGGCGGGAUUAUUGAUUACACUUGUAACCUAGGAUACAACCACAGUUCUGGUGACGUCAAUCGCACCUGCCUUCCCAGCGGUCUCUGGUCAGGGGUACUUCCGGAUUGUGUCAUCAUAACAUGCCUGGUUCCGGACGCCCCUUCUUACUCGAGCAUAUCUUCCGUGGCAACGGAAGUGAACUACAACACGUCAAUAACGUACACGUGCGACCUUGGCUACAACAGAACGAGCGGGGAUGCCACGCGGAGGUGCACGGAGCUCGCUACCUUUGAGGGAACGGAAUCCACAUGCACUAUUAUAACGUGCGCUCCUCCACCGGACGUUGCGUUUGCCACGUACACGCCCGUUGAACCCGGCGGCGAACAUAACUACAGCACCACAGUUACGUACGCAUGUGAUAAAGGCUACUGGCUGCUCAGCGGGGACCUCGCACAUACGUGCAACGAAUUUGCCGACUGGACGGACGUCACGCCUGUCUGCACAAUUGUCACGUGCCUGAAACCAACCGAGUCCUACAUAACGUUCUCACCUAACACGGCGACGUACGAUUUCAACACGACCGUAACUGGUACCUGCGUCAUUGGCUACAACCACACGGACGGCGACAAAACACGCACUUGUCAAAACACAUUCGAUUUCGACGGCUCACCGAUGAUCUGUACAAUUAUAACAUGCCUGGUUCCGGACGCCCCUUCUUACUCGAGCAUAUCUUCCGUGGCAACGGAAGUGAACUACAACACGUCAAUAACGUACACGUGCGACCUUGGCUACAACAGAACGAACGGGGACGCCACGCGGAGGUGCACGGAGCUCGCUACCUUUGAGGGAACGGAAUCCACCUGCACUAUUAUAACGUGCGCUCCUCCACCGGACGUUGCGUUUGCCACGUACACGCCCGUUGAACCCGGCGGCGAACAUAACUACAGCACCACAGUUACGUACGCGUGUGAUAACGGCUACUGGCUGCUCAGCGGGGACCUCACACACACUUGCAACGAAUUUGCCGACUGGACGGACGUUACGCCCGUCUGCACAAUUGUCACGUGCCCGAAACCAACCGAGUCCUACAUAACGUUCUCACCUAACACGGCGACGUACGAUUUCAACACGACCGUAACUGGUACCUGCGUCAUUGGCUACAACCACACGGACGGCGACAAAACACGCACUUGUCAAAACACAUUCGAUUUCGACGGCUCACCGAUGAUCUGUACAAUUAAGGAAUGCCUGACACCAGAUCCAGUGGAUCACACGAGCAUUACCAAUGCCAUUCCUGCAAACUACGUGUAUUUAAACACUAUCACCUACGCCUGUGUCAUAGGAUAUGAGCUCUCAAGUGGGGACCUGACGAGAACGUGCCAAGACUCGACUGCCUGGUCAGGGUCGGCACCAAACUGCACGAUUAAGAUAUGCACACCGCCACCAACAAUAACAUUCGGGAGUUACGACCCAGUAGAACCCAGCGGCGAACACGAAUACAAUACUAUUGUGAACUACACGUGCGACUUUGGGUACCACCGUUUAAGUGGCGACCCCGUCCGAACAUGCGACGACAACAAACAGUGGACUGGAACAACGCCGGUUUGUCAAAUUGUAACUUGCCCAAAACCAACCGAGUCCUACAUCACAUAUACGCCGGAUACGGCGACGUACGAUUUCAACACCACAGUAUCCGGCGCCUGUAUCCUUGGUUACAACCACACCGCCGGUGACGCCACACGGACAUGUUUAAAUACAUUUGACUUUGACGGAAUGCCGAUGAUUUGCAUAAUUGUUGAAUGUGCGGCUCUCCCUCUUCCGGCCCAUUCCUCUAUUACCAACACAGUACCCAGCAAGUAUGUGUACCAGGACGAUGUCACCUAUGCGUGCAACACUGGGUACGAACUGUCUGGGGGCGAUGUGGUUCGAACGUGUACGGAAACUAGUUUCUGGGACGGAACGGAACCAAACUGCACAAUUAUAUACUGUCCACCACCAUCGGCGGGCACACGGAAUACGUACUCACCUGUCCUCACAGAGCACGUCUGGUUGUCGAACGUAACGUAUACAUGUGAUUACGGGUAUGAGCACUUCAGCGGUGAUAUGUUGUCGAGGUGUCAAGAUGACAAAACAUGGUCCGCUGUUAUACCUGUGUGCACAAUCGUGAAGUGCAACAAGAUUGACGUUUCGUUCAUGACGUUUACCCCACCAACCGCGGCAACGCAUGACUUCAACACGACCAUUGUAUACUCGUGUGUGAUUGGCUACAACCACAGCGAGGGUGACCUUGUUCGCACUUGUAACGCUUCGGGUUACUGGACUGGAAUUACGCCCGCAUGCACGAUUAUCACAUGUGACCCACCUCCAACUUUACCCCACGCCAACUACACACCCUUCCUUGUUGAACACGACUGGAACACUGCAAUAACGUACACGUGUGAGGAGGACUACCACUAUUUGGGCGGCAGCUAUCAGUCCGUAUGCAAUGAGAGUGGCUCCUUUCCACCAUCUGAUCUGAAUUGCUCAGCACCCCAUUUUAUUAGCCUCGCUGUCGGAGAACCUUUGAUUACAUGGUUGAAUGCGACAGUCCCCUCGACCGUGGUUACUUAUGAUUUUGAUGGUUACUGUGAUGUCACGCUCACACAAAGUCCACCCAACAAACUGACAAUAAGCCGCACACUAGCUGGAAACCAGAUUCAGCUGAAUGUUGCCAAGAAAGGGGGAACGGCGCCCGGGGUUUACACAAUCUCCAUGAGCGCAUUUCGAGGUACUCGGACAUUCACAGGCGAAACGCGAGAAGUGUUUGUUGGCCAAGAAGUUAAGGAUUUACAGGCCUCUGUAGUUCCUGACUUCUACUACGUCGCCGUUGGCCCUGUCCACGCCUUCCAAGCAACGGUAACCACCGGUACUGACGUCACAUGUACCUGGGUUAUUGACGGUGACGUGAUUUCAAACUAUCAUGCGGGAUUUUUUUCACAGGACGACAUAACGUACACUUUUACGAGAGCUUCAGAAAACAUAAGCAUGAACUGUACAAAUUACAUCAGUUCAGAUUCAGUGGAUAUACCAAUCUCAGCAAUAUACGCGCUUAAUGGGCAACUAUGA
Messenger RNA from Mya arenaria, 6635 nucleotides. RefSeq names its product sushi, von Willebrand factor type A, EGF and pentraxin domain-containing protein 1-like. Lineage: Eukaryota; Metazoa; Mollusca; Bivalvia; Myida; Myidae. Bases 99 to 6635 code for a protein of 2178 amino acids. The transcript has 38 exons. The record is from RefSeq and is a predicted model, not a curated record.